AUGACGUCACAGCUCUGGUCCUCAACUCUAUGGGUCGAUUCUGGCAAUACAUGGCAUAAACGCCGUGUUCCAUACAAACAAGAUGCAACAUACCUUCACACCCUCGACAUUUGGCAACCAAAAUCUCUCGGAGGGUCUUCACUUCCGACAGCAGACGUGCUGCCUCACGGCAAAGGCCCUUGGGUCGUCUAUAUCCACGGCGGUGCAUGGCGAGAUCCACUCGUUGACUCCUCGUCCUUCGAAGCUACUGCCCUCAAACUUCUGAGCGACAAGGACACACCUAUCGCAGGCGUUGCAUCAAUCAAUUAUCCUCUUUCAGGCCAUCCAAAUCAUCCUACGCACCCCGCGCCACCUCGCGAUGCUUCGGAGCCUGUUGAUGUUGCUCGACAAGCGAAACAUCCUGACCACAUAAUCGCUCUACUCACGGCCAUCUCAUUUCUGCAAAUGAUCUUGGGGUAG
Fusarium mangiferae is the source of this 459-nucleotide messenger RNA. RefSeq lists its product as uncharacterized. Bases 1 to 459 code for a protein of 152 amino acids. The record is from RefSeq and is a predicted model, not a curated record. The transcript has a single exon. NCBI's taxonomy places the organism in Eukaryota, Fungi, Ascomycota, Sordariomycetes, Hypocreales, Nectriaceae.